AGUCUUCUUCCAGUGUGUGCGAAGCGAAGUUGGCGUUUUUGUGGGAAUGUUUGUUUUGAUUUCGGAGUGUGCUUCCAUGAAAAAAGUUCUUUUUCACACAAAACUAAAUGAAAUUGCGUUGUAAUUCCAUGAGAAAUGGCAUGUGUAAAGAAGGAAACUACACCGCAGUACAGUGAUGAUGAAGAUGAAGUUUAUUUGUACGUGGAUUUCAAUCAAAUUGCACUUCAGGACGAACUGAGUAACCCUAACCUCACAUUUAAGAUUGUUGGGAUUGAAAGUGAAAAUCCGGUGGUUCAGAUAAAUAAUAAAUUCUUCAAGGGUGAAUAUGAAGACACUGUUGGCACUCAUUUAUUCUUCGAGGAAGACACAGAUCACAAGGAACAGGAUCCACUGUACAGUAGGAACCCAAAGAAGAUGUACAAGUACAUGAAUAAGACCAACAAAGUGUUGACAAUGAAGAGAAUCUUCUUGGAAUCACGAGAUGAUGAAAAUAGGGUACAGGAGGAAGAAGUUCCUGUUGAGAAUUCUUCAAAGUACCAAGUCACAAAGACCUAUCACGAAACCCUGUGUCAGCUUCUUAAACCCGGCCAGGAACCUCCGCAUUUGGUGACUGAUUGCUUGGAUGCAAAAGUACGAUCUUCACAGGAAGUUGUUGAAGAAUACCACAAUCUUGAGAUGACUGAUGAAAAGAAGCAUAUUCCAUAGAUAGAGAAAAAUUUUACAAGAAAAUAAUUCAUCGGAAAACAACGCAAUCACCAGAGAUUAGAAUUCCUGAGAGGUGGAAAAAAAAGGAAACAUCGUUUGGUGGUGAUUGCGACGCAAAAUUGGCAAUACUCUUAUCAAAAUUUCAUUAAUAAUUCAAGUGAUUGCGACAUGAUUGCACUGCUAGCGGGCAAAGGGGCGUACCGGAAAAAUCAAUAGGGCAAGGUGCGAGAGGAGAGGAGAGUUCAACGUUCCACAUCGUAAAUCAGCACCCACCCGGCGCCUCCAUCCAAGAGCUUUGCGCUCUGCUUGGAAAUUGUUGCUAUAUAUUUUUGCAACCCCUCUUCAACAAAAGCUACGAAGGCGCAUGACGAACUUGUCCCCCCAAUAUCAUUGAUACUUUUUUGCCCAUUGCACACAUCUAAAGAUUAGCCGUGUACUUCCUGUCUCUCUUGCUGCUGUGAGAACAUCUCUGAAGCUCCGUGUGUGUGUGUGCGGAAAAAAGAAUCUCAUGAUACUGCGGGAAGCUUCUUUGGUGGAAAAAGUUUGCCUGCCGUUUGGGGGAGAAAAGCUCGUCGUGUGUGUGCGCUCUGUGCCAUUUGGGGUGCAUCCGAGGGUAAAUUGUUCACUUUUCCCAUUUAGAUUUUCUCACGGAAAAGCAAAGAAAAAUCACUUCUAAGGCGUGCAAAACAAAGGGAGCACAUGUCUAGUGUCUAAUUUUCGUUGGACUCCCACAAAUAGCGCCCACCCGAUGUGCCACAGUACGAGAAGAUUGAGUGAUUCCGUUCAUUGUGCUUUUGUGUACGCCCCCGGUGCCCCCUAGAGUUCACUUCCCUCUCACGCCAAGUACAAGAAAGUGUGGAAAGGUGAUAAGAAAAAAUUCCCACACCCUCAAAAAUUCCAAUGUUGUGCUUCAUUGCAGCAUAAAAUGAAUUAUUAUAAGUAGUUAAUUACAUUGAAUAAUUUUAUUAUCAAGUUUUUGCUAAUGUUAUUACGUUUUCGCAAUUUGCAUACAUAAUAGAAAUUAGAAAGGGCAUUAAAAUAGAUUUAGAUUUUAGCUGCAGAUUAGAAUAAAGAAAAA
Lutzomyia longipalpis is the source of this 1783-nucleotide messenger RNA. RefSeq names its product general transcription factor 3C polypeptide 6. The record is from RefSeq and is a predicted model, not a curated record. Gene Ontology annotation, cellular component: transcription factor TFIIIC complex. NCBI's taxonomy places the organism in Eukaryota, Metazoa, Arthropoda, Insecta, Diptera, Psychodidae. The transcript is spliced from 2 exons. Gene Ontology annotation, biological process: transcription by RNA polymerase III. The coding region runs from base 136 to 705 and encodes 189 amino acids.